AACUGUCUAGCCUCCCUCCUUAAUUUUGUUAGUUUUCAGCUCAUCUACCUUACCAUACUAUACCCACACUCCUCUCUCUCCCCCUCCCUCUUACCAUAAAUCCAAUCUUACACUCUCUUUAUUUUCCUCAUAAAUAAUUAAACCCCUCUCUCUUUUUUCUCCUCACAACUCAACUAUUACCAUUUUCUUCUUCAUCUUCCUCCUUCUACCCUCAACAUGGAUUGCUGCAUAAUCAGCAAGCUCAAAUCCGAACCUCUCUGGUUCCUCCUCCUCUUCUCACUCGGUCUCUUCAUCAUUCUCAGAUUCACUCUAAUAUUCCUCAACUGGGUCUAUGUCAAUUUUCUCAGACAACCCAAAAACCUCAAAAAGUACGGAUCUUGGGCACUCGUUACCGGACCCACAGACGGCAUUGGAAAAAGCUUCGCCUUUGAGCUCGCUCGCAAAGGCUUGAACCUAAUCCUCGUCGGUCGCAACCCCGACAAACUCAAAGACGUUUCGGAUUCUAUCAGAGCCAAGUUCGGGAAAACCGAGGUUAAAACCGUUGUCGUUGAUUUUACAGGUGAUCUCGAUGAGGGUGUGGAUAGAAUCCGUGAAACGAUUGAGGGGUUGGAUGUUGGGGUGUUGGUUAACAACGUGGGGAUUUCUUACCCUUAUGCGAGAUUCUUCCAUGAAUUGGAUGAGGAGCUUCUGAAGAAUUUGAUUAAGGUGAAUGUUGUGGGAACUACUAAGGUUACACAUGCUGUUUUACCUGGGAUGUUGAAGAGGAAGAAGGGGGCGAUUGUUAAUAUUGGGUCGGGUGCUGCUAUUGUUAUUCCUUCUGAUCCACUUUACGCUGUUUAUGCUGCCACUAAAGCGUACAUUGAUCAAUUUUCUAGAUGUCUCUAUGUUGAAUACAAGAAGAGUGGGAUUGAUGUGCAGUGUCAGGUUCCAUUAUAUGUGGCAACAAAGAUGGCGUCAAUCAAGAGAUCUUCCUUCUUUGUUCCAUCAACAGACGGCUACGCAAGAGCAGGUGUGAAAUGGAUAGGAUACGAACCUCGUUGCACACCAUAUUGGCCACAUACCCUUCUCUGGGCUGUGGCAUGUUCGUUGCCGGAGUAUGUAGUUGAUACUUGGCGCCUCGGGUUUUGUAUGGGUAUUAGAAAGAGGGGGCAGCUCAAAGACUCGAGGAAGCAGGAAUAAAAAAAGGAUGCUUGUUUGUUUGUACUCUUUAGGCAUAGAUGUUGUUGCUGAUAACUGCAGAAUGGUGCUAGUAGGUUAAGAUUCCAAGUUGUUUCAUGUGUUUCUAGUUUUACCCUUAAUGUUGUUGGUCUUAAUGUGUAUGAAUUGUGUGACUUAUUCUUUUUCUUCCCA
Messenger RNA from Vicia villosa (hairy vetch), 1350 nucleotides. RefSeq names its product very-long-chain 3-oxoacyl-CoA reductase 1-like. The record is from RefSeq and is a predicted model, not a curated record. Gene Ontology annotation, molecular function: ketoreductase activity. NCBI's taxonomy places the organism in Eukaryota, Viridiplantae, Streptophyta, Magnoliopsida, Fabales, Fabaceae. The transcript is spliced from 3 exons. The coding region runs from base 217 to 1179 and encodes 320 amino acids. Gene Ontology annotation, cellular component: endoplasmic reticulum.